Aureobasidium melanogenum CBS 110374 is the source of this 2757-nucleotide messenger RNA. Its product is annotated as DNA mismatch repair protein-like protein msh-2. Gene Ontology annotation, biological process: mismatch repair; mitotic recombination. The record is from RefSeq and is a predicted model, not a curated record. Bases 1 to 2757 code for a protein of 918 amino acids. Lineage: Eukaryota; Fungi; Ascomycota; Dothideomycetes; Dothideales; Saccotheciaceae. Gene Ontology annotation, cellular component: nucleus; MutSalpha complex. Gene Ontology annotation, molecular function: ATP binding; ATP-dependent DNA damage sensor activity; mismatched DNA binding. The transcript has a single exon.
AUGGCAUCAAGACCAGAGCUCAAAGUAGAGGACGAAUAUGGCUUCAUCAAAUUCUUCAGAAACCUGUCUGGUACAGACGACGAUACGAUACGCCUCUUUGACAGAAAUGAUUACUACACAGCCCACGGAGAUGAUGCCACGUUCAUUGCACAGAACCAGUACAAGACAACCUCGGUACUCAAACAACUCGGUCGCGAUCCUGGUCUCCCAUCCGUCACACUCUCACAAACAGUGUUCCGCAACUUCUUGCGCGAGGCUCUCUUUCGUCUAGGCAAGCGUAUUGAGAUCUGGGAGUCCACUGGCAAGAACAAAUUCACCCUCGCCAAGCAGGCCUCACCAGGAAACCUCCAGGAUGUUGAAGACGAGCUCGGCAGCAACAUGGAAGCUGCACCAAUCAUCCUGGCUGUCAAAAUUUCUGCUAAAGCAUCAGAAGCACGCAAUGUGGGUGUCUGCUUCGCAGACGCAAGCGUGCGUGAGCUCGGUGUGAGCGAGUUUGUCGACAACGACAUCUACUCCAACUUCGAGAGCUUGAUCAUUCAGCUGGGUGUUCGAGAAGUCUUAGUGCAGUACGAUGGACAGAAGAAAGAUGGAGAGUUGGCCAAGCUACGAGCUAUUGCAGACAACUGUCAAUGCGCCGUGUCAGAACGCCCCUCAGCAGACUUCAGCAGCAAGGAUAUCGAGCAGGACUUGAACAGAUUGUUGCGUGAGGAACGCACUUCGACUCUGCCACAAACCGAACUGAGAUUGGCUAUGGGAGCUUCGGCUGCCCUGGUCAAAUAUCUGGGUGCCAUGUCGGACUCUUCCAACUACGGCCAAUACCAAUUGUACCAACACGACCUUUCACAAUACAUGAAGCUGGAUGCGUCUGCGCUAAAAGCCCUCAACCUCAUGCCCGGACCCAAGGACGGCUCCAAGACGAUGAACUUGUAUGGCUUGCUGAACCACUGCAAGACACCUAUUGGCAGUCGACUGCUCGCUCAAUGGCUCAAGCAACCUCUGAUGAACCUCGAAGAGAUCGAGCGCAGGUUGCAACUUGUCGAAGCAUUUGUCAACGAUACUCAACUAGCCGAAUCAAUGUCGUCAGAUCAUCUGCGAUCCAUUCCUGACUUAUAUCGCCUGGCCAAAAAGUUUCAACGCAAGAAUGCCAAUCUAGAGGAUGUCAUUCGUGUCUAUCAAGUUGCUAUACGCAUCCCUGGUUUUAUUGGCACUCUUGAAGCAGUCAUGGACGAACAGUACAAGGAUCCUCUCGACACUGAAUACACCAACAAGUUACGCGAGUGUGCUGACGCCCUGGGUAAAUUGCAAGAGAUGGUUGAAACAACUGUGGAUCUGGAUGCGCUUGAGAACCAUGAAUUCAUCAUCAAAUCUGAUUUCGACGAAGGCUUGCGUGUGAUCAGAACCAAGCUCGACAAACUUCGUUACGGCAUGGACAAGGAGCACGGCAGAGUUGGAGAUGAUCUUGGUCUCGAUACUGAGAAGAAGCUCUUCCUCGAGAACCACAAAGUGCAUGGCUGGUGCUUCCGCGUCACAAGAGCAGAAGCUGGCACAAUCCGCAACAAGAAGCAAUAUCAAGAAUGCUCGACACAGAAGAACGGUGUCUACUUCACCACAAACUCUCUACAAGCGAUGCGCAGAGAGCAUGAUCAAUUGUCCGAAAGCUACAACCGUACUCAAAGCGGCUUAGUGCAGGAAGUUGUUGGAGUCGCAGCUUCGUACUGCCCUGUCGUUGAGAAGCUUGCCGGUAUCCUUGCACACAUGGACGUAAUCGUCUCGUUUGCGCACGUCGCUCUGCAUGCACCCACUCCUUACUGCCGACCGAAGAUGCACCCUCGCGGUACUGGUGAUACCGUCCUUGUCGAAGCUCGUCAUCCCUGCAUGGAAGCCCAGGAUGAAAUCACUUUCAUGGCCAACGACGUUACCCUCAAGCGUGGAGACUCUGAAUUUUUGGUCAUCACAGGACCCAACAUGGGUGGUAAGAGUACGUACAUCCGCCAGAUAGGUGUUAUUGCUCUGAUGGCCCAGAUGGGUUGUUUCGUGCCUUGUACAUCUGCUGAGCUCACCCUCUUCGACUGUAUUCUUGCUCGUGUAGGUGCAAGUGACAGUCAACUGAAGGGUGUUUCCACUUUCAUGGCCGAGAUGCUGGAGACAGCCAACAUCCUCAAGUCAGCAACAAAAGAGAGUCUGAUCAUUAUCGAUGAACUGGGCAGAGGAACAAGCACAUACGACGGUUUCGGUCUGGCUUGGGCAAUCAGCGAACACAUCAUCAAGGAGAUUGGUGCCUUCACUCUCUUUGCAACACAUUUCCACGAGUUGACCGCACUGGUGGACACCUACUCACAAGUCCAAAAUCUGCAUGUCGUUGCAGAUGUCACAGAUGGCUCAUCGGCAGACUCAGCACCUCAAGUGUUACUCAUGUACAAAGUCGAACCUGGAAUUAGUGAUCAAAGUUUCGGCAUCCACGUUGCUGAGCUCGUCCGCUUCCCCAAGAAGGUCAUUUCAAUGGCCAAGCGCAAAGCAGAUGAGCUUGAAGACUUUGCUGGCAAGAAUGAGGAAGCAAAAUCAGAGCUCAAGAAUGCAAGCAAGGAGGAUGUUGCAGAAGGAAACAGACUUCUUAAGGAACUUUUGUUGAAAUGGAAGCAGGAAACUGAAGGCCAAAGCAUGGAUAGCAAGGAGCAGGUCAAGAGGCUGAAGACCUUGGUCACGGAGAGUGAGCAACUGAGAGCCAACAAAUUCUUCGUGGGGCUGAAGGGACUGUAA